AUGUCUUUAAUAUUCGGCCAAUUGGUCAUUGGACCGCCGGGUAGUGGAAAAACUACUUACUGCAAUGCAAUGUGUAACUUUUUGGAAAAAAUCGGGAGAAAAGUUGCUGUUAUAAAUAUUGAUCCAGCGAAUGAUAAUAUGGAGUACAAAACAACGAUAGAUAUUUCUGAUUUGAUAAAGCUAGAUGAUGUUAUGACUAAAUUUGAACUUGGACCAAAUGGAGGGUUGAUGUAUUGUAUGGAAUUCUUGGAAGCUAAUGUUGAUUGGCUGAUUAAAAGAAUUCUAAAUUUGAAGGACCAUUAUCUUAUUUUUGAUUGUCCUGGUCAAAUUGAACUAUACACCCACCAUAAAUCCGUAGCAGCAAUAGCAGAAAAAUUAAAUGAAAAUUUAGUCCGUCUGUGUAGUGUUUAUUUAAUAGAUUCUCAUCAUUGCACCGAUCCUGGUAAAUAUUUAUCUUCAUUAGUUGUCUGUACAAGUACAAUGUUACAACUAGCAUUACCACACGUCAAUAUAAUGACUAAAUUGGACCAAUUGAAAAAAUACGAAGACCGAUUAGCAUUUAACAUUGAUUUUUAUACCGAAGUAUUGGACUUGAAAUAUUUACUGGAAAAACUUGAUGACGAUCCAUCAACAGCUAGAUAUAAAAAAUUAAAUGCAGCGUUGAUAUCACUAGUUGAAGACUACAGUCUUGUGAGUUUUCUACCAUUGGAUGUAUCAAAUCAAGCUCUUCUUUUGCAAGUUAAAAAUGCAAUUGACAAGGCUAAUGGUUACAUUUUUGGUGGUAAUGAACCUCAGGAUGUACAGACUUUACUUGCUUGCGCUGUCGGUGCAGUUGAUGAUAAUGAAAGAAUGUCAACAAUUGAAGCUUAUUUUUCAUAA
Molecule: messenger RNA, 879 nt
Organism: Cotesia congregata
Lineage: Eukaryota; Metazoa; Arthropoda; Insecta; Hymenoptera; Braconidae
Source: the annotation of a GenBank genome assembly